This is a messenger RNA of Exophiala viscosa, 1756 nucleotides long. RefSeq names its product catechol O-methyltransferase. The transcript has a single exon. Gene Ontology annotation, molecular function: metal ion binding; ATP binding. The record is from RefSeq and is a predicted model, not a curated record. NCBI's taxonomy places the organism in Eukaryota, Fungi, Ascomycota, Eurotiomycetes, Chaetothyriales, Herpotrichiellaceae. The coding region runs from base 151 to 1623 and encodes 490 amino acids.
GACGUUUACACUUUCAUCCAUUAUGGCAUUACAUUACCGCCCGAAAUCCCCAGUUUGGUACAGCCAUGUAAACACCCGUACGUUUCCCUUCUCUACUGGAUUGCAUUCUCCUCUUAGUAGGUCACCGACGCUAUUCUGUAUAUCGCCACCAUGCUCGACGGCACUUCGUCUGUCCUUGCCCACAGGCUGCAAAAUGCCGCACUUCUCAUUCUGAGCCUCAUAUUCCUUCCAUUUGAUACUUUCAUUCUCUUUGCUGGUCUUUUCGUACGCUCAGUGUUCUCUGGGGUGGCAAAAUUCAAACGAGACCAGGCAUGGCAGAAGUCUGGUUUCCACCCACGAAGAAUACUUGUCACAGGUGUUGGUAUGACCAAAGGUCUGGUUCUGGCAAGGCAGUUCCACGAGGCUGGUCACUAUGUGAUCGGAGCAGACUUUGAGCCGAAUGGGUCGCUUGUCUGUGGAAGGGUGUCAAGAUCGAUCAAGCAGUUUCACCCCUUGAGAAAGCCAGACCUCAAGAGCGGCUCGGCGCCGUAUGUUCAUAGUCUGUUGGAAAUCAUCUCGAGGGAGAAGAUUGAACUCUGGGUCAGUUGCUCAGGUGUGGCUUCGGCGGUGGAAGAUGGGAUGGCAAAGGAGAUCAUUGAGGGAAGGACGGACUGUAAGGCCAUUCAGUUCGACAUUGAAACGACUCAAACGCUGCAUGAAAAGCAUACUUUCAUCUCACACACUCAAGAAAUCGGUCUUACCAUUCCCGAGACUCAGGAAAUCAGCAGUCGAGCUGAGGCGGAAAAGUUCUUGCAAGACGCUCCUUUGGGACGCAAGUAUAUCAUGAAGACGAUCGGUGUCGACGACGCCGUUCGUGCCGACAUGACGUUACUCCCCAAGGCCACGCCCAUGGAAACCUCCAAGCAUAUUGCGAAGCUGCGGAUCUCGAAAGAGAUGCCAUGGAUUAUACAACAAUUCAUCAAGGGCAAGGAAUAUUGCACACACUCACUGGUCGUCAAGGGCCAAGUCAAAGCUUUCGUGGCAUGUCCAUCUGCUGAGCUGCUCAUGCAUUACGAAGCACUUCCCGCAGAUUCUGCCCUUAGCAAAGCCAUGCUCGAAUUCACCAAGAAAUAUGCAAACGUUGGAGGUCCAGGGUUUACCGGUCAUCUCUCCUUUGAUUUCAUGGUGUCGGAUGAAGAUGUUGAACAGUCCAAGAACAUCACUCUCUACCCAAUCGAGUGCAAUCCGAGGGCACAUACGGCCGUAGCACUGUUCAACGGGACAACUGCCAUGGUCGAUGGGUAUCUUUCGGUUCUUGGAGAGAAGUCGAAAGGGUUUAGUCCGGUCAUCCCGUCACGGAACGACAAAUACUAUUGGGUCGGGCAUGAUCUGGUCACGAAAGUGAUCAUUCCCACGCUUUCCGUUCUGACACUCCAGAUGUCUGUAGGCGAGCUCAUUGGCAACUAUCGCACUUUUGUCAACCACCUCCUCACCUGGAAGGACGGCACGUUUGACAUCUGGGAUCCGCUUCCUUGGUGGUGGCUAUACCACGUCUACUGGCCAAUGCAGUUUCUAUCGUGCUUCCGGAAAGGCAAGAAAUGGAGUAGGUUCAACGUUAGUACGACGAAAAUGUUUGAAUGUUGAGGCAAGGCUGGAAAAACUCGGAGAUCGUGAACUCUCACAUACACUUUUGCGGGGUCGCUACGCGCAAAAUCCCACCGGCCACCUCGCGGCUCAGCCUCACUAUAUAUAUGUUCGAACAAUUCUCUUGUAAAGC